AUGGCCCACGAUGCGCUCUCACACAAGAUCCUCGUCCCUCCACUCAACUUUGCCAUGAUACUCAAAGGUUCGUGCUCACACCACCGCACCGCACUCCUCGGAGCGCUCGGCGUCUCGAGUCCGCUGAUGUGGGCGACUCCGCGCGCACAGGUGUGUAUCGCUCGGGCCAUCCGAAUCUCAAGAAUUUUGCCUUCAUGGAGACGCUCAAGUUACGUUCCAUCAUGUGAGCCAGGUUCACUCUUUGAACGAGUGAAUCCCGUGACGGACUCGGUCGCGUAAUUGGAGCCCCACUUACACCCUCUCCCUUCCUCCCUCGUUGGCAAUCGAAAGGUACCUCAGUGAAGACGACUACCGACCCGAUACCCUUCAUUGGGCCGAGAGGAACGGGUUAAACAUCUUCCAUCAUCGUAUCGAGGCGAGUAAAGAACCGUUCGUCGAACCGGACCAGGACAAGAUCGUCGAAGCAUUGGAACAAAUUUUAGGUAAGGCAGGCGAGCAGGCGGGGGUCCUUUGAUGGGGUGUGAAUGCUGAUGAUGACCGCCUUGAAAUCGGAAACAGAUUCUCGGAACCUUCCCAGUGAGCUAGCUACCCAGCACCCUUUUCCAAACUUGGAAACCCGGAGAACUCAUUCCUCCCGUCGACCCUAACCCCCCCCCCCCCCCCUGCAGUCCUGAUCCACGACAACAAAGGUCGUCUACUCCCUUCCAUACUCGGAGCACUGCUCCGCCUCUUACAACACUGGUCCUUUACCGCGACUUUGGCCGAAUAUCGCAUGUUCUUACCCGACGAAAAGGUGUGGGCCGAGGGACAGGUCGGCAAACCGGAAAAGGGGAGAGAGAGGGUGGCUGAUUUGGAGGUGAGUUGUAGGAGUGCGGUGCGCCUUUUUUUUCGUUUUGGUUGGAGAUGAAACUGAUGGGAGGUGUGUGUGUUGUGUUGUGUUGUGCGUGUGAUGACGACGCAGUUCAUCGACCGGUUCCCGCUGGAGAGGGUCAAGUAUGAUCCGAGGUAUGGACCUGAAUGGUUGAUCAACUGA
Molecule: messenger RNA, 1033 nt
Organism: Microbotryum saponariae
Lineage: Eukaryota; Fungi; Basidiomycota; Microbotryomycetes; Microbotryales; Microbotryaceae
Source: the annotation of a GenBank genome assembly